Haemonchus placei is the source of this 2799-nucleotide messenger RNA. Lineage: Eukaryota; Metazoa; Nematoda; Chromadorea; Rhabditida; Trichostrongylidae. The record is from the annotation of a GenBank genome assembly.
AUGGCGAAGCGUCCUCGGUCAGAGAAUGAUCAUCAUGAUGAACGUGAAGUGGCGAGCAGCUCCGAACCACAACAGAAACAGCAUUCCUCUAUCGAUGAUUCCGCGACCCAGUUUUCAGAUAUUGAAUGUCUCAAGACGUACAGCUCAAUGACGUCAUGGCAAGACUUCAACAAUGCUCUUCCUGGUGUCCUGCAAGAAAGACUUGUUCGAGGAGCAAUGGGAGCCAACGGAGGGUCUUUGCCAUGUUUUAAAUGUCAUAAAAGUCUAACGUCAUCAUUGGGGCUCAUAAUGCAUUUGAAACGAUGUCGAAAAUCCGCGAAAGACCCAACGAACGCUUCUGAAUCAACAAAGAUACCCCAUCCGCCCCCAAAACGAGUGAGAGAUAGAACGAAGAAAAACGUUAAUCCUAUUAUCUCAGUCUCAUCACUGCAGGAAUUGAAGGACGAACCUUCCAUAUGGUUACGCCUUGACCAGAACGAAAAGUUGGAUGUGCUAAAGACAUUUUUCCCUUCAAGGGUUGUGGAAUGCUUCGCAAUUCAAACAACAUCAAGGAAGUGUCCAACCUUCAAUGACUACAAGAAGGCAGUUGCCCAUUUGGAUUCCUGCAUACAGCCCAUGUAUUUGACAUACGUGGAAAUGCCUUGGAAGUGCUACCGGUGCUCAAUGCAAACGACACGAGCAAAGUCGCAUGAACAUCUCAAGGAGUGCUGGGGUGUCGAUCGUGAGGAGGAAGCAAAAGAACUGUCUUCAUGCCUUGUAAUGGGUGCCCUAGGAGAUGUCAAUCUGAGAAGUGGAAAGUCUAUAUUGAAAGACUCAGAUGAAACCAUAGAAAUCGAUGGUGUACCAAAGCUGGUCAGUGAGCUCAGCGCUGAGGAAGCCUUGAAAUCCAUUCUUGGGCCGAAGCAGUCUGUCUUGACUCCCAAAAAACGUCGACCUUUGACGGGGGCCAGAGCAAGUGUAUCAGAAGGUGUGAUACCUGAGCAUUCAACGCGGAUUACAAUAAGCGGUGAUGGAAAAAUGCGAUUCAAAUUCCGAAAAGCAGACAUCAAAGGAGGCGUUGCUGGAAUGGCAGGAUAUCCUAGAUAUCUCGACUAUGUCAGAAAGUCAAAUGAAAAAUGGAACGAAGAAGUUUCUGCUUUACCCUACUGUGCACACUUGAGUGACAUUAAACCUUCGAUCUGGAAGCCUAUAUCGAACUCCACAUCCUUACCAUAUUCAAGCAAGGAAUCAGUUGGCAUACGUUUGUUUGAGCAACGACACGUGGACCAGCAGGAGGUCCCGGACUCGUGUCGUCGGUUGCGGGCAUUCAACACAGCCGAGUUGACAAAUGAAAGAGAUGAAUCUGUGACAAUCGCCUACUGUGGUGGACCUAUAAAUGCAAUCCGGAUAGCUCCGAAUACAAUGCCUAGCGGCGAGGAAGUCGUAGCAGUAGUCACUUACCCCUGCGAGACAACUUUGGUAGGAAAGAACAUGAGGAAGGCGGAUGGAUUCGUUCAGUUCUGGUUGCAUAGCAGUAAUGAGAAAGGCUCGAGUGCUAUCGUCCCGUGGUUCGUCUUGAAAUCUGACUACGGUCUAGUUUUUGACGUGUGCUGGUUGGAUAGGCCUCGAUUGUCUCCUGACGACACCCUUAUAGGGAUAGACACGAAUACAAUCUCAUCUUCACAAGGUGUUCCAGUAGUCAACCCAGAUCCUGGUCUCAUUUUACGACAACCAAAGAAUGUGUUCUUAGACAAACCUGAGGAUGAGAAUUCUGAACAACCGUUCUCACCACCAAUUUAUGCUCUCACGUGGAGUGCAAAAAGCAGUGCGCAAUAUAUUGUUGGCGUGAAUGCAGCUGGUGGUGCCGUAAUUUGGGAUCUUCAACGUUCUAUUGAUACUCCACAGGUCCUUCUCGAUUCUACGUGGUCAUCACCAGUGACAGCAGCAUCGUUUAUAGGCACAUAUGAAGUGGCACUGGCAUUUCGUGAGCGUCUAGUUCGUGUAUACGACGUCCGCUCCUACGAAUGUUCCCUGGAAGAGAACGCCGUACGCACAGCAGGGUCUCGUGUGACUUCGCAGCCGCGAUUAUUCUCCGGUUUCUUCGCCUUCCAGUCAGAAUACUUUGCUACUGGGGAUAUUCCGACCAACGGUGUUAGUUUCAUAUGCACCGAAACGAAAUCGGGUGGAUAUUUUGUGGUGCCUCUUGGAAACAGACAUGGACUGAUGACUUGGGAUGUCGCAGCAAGUUGUGUAAAUGCAACGGUUGCUAGUUGCGGUGUUGACGGACGACUACUGUUAUCGUCAAACGGUCGCCUUGUAACAUUCGCAAGUCCUUGUGAUUACGGGUUCUCUCUGAUGAAGUCGUCACUCACACUUACAAGGCGCGUUUUAAGACGAGUAAGUGAGCCUGAGGCUGUGAACAUAGAAACGCUGUUUUCUAAAGUGGAACCACCCGACGAUUACAAUGACCAUACCAACGAGAAAGAAGCUCCAGUUCGACGAGCGUGCUUGUGUUAUACGACUCAUGACGAAACCCUGGAACAUUUAUGGCUGGACAUAUCCUUGAAUUCAGAUGUACAAACGUAUCGGAAUCGACUGGAAUACUCAGCUUUGGACCUCCGCAUUGAGUCGUUAAACUGCGUGGCGACGAAUCAUGCUGCAAGACCAUUUGUUUUCACCGGUGGGCAGGCAGGCUUGAUGUUCAUCCGGCCGUGCGUCAUUGAAACGGAAUUAUCAGUUCUCAGUGAUUUGUUCCAUAACGCUUCAGGCGAAGCGUCGUCAAAACGGCAGAAACUAGCAGCCAAAGCUUCUGCCGAAUAA